UGCUCGCAACCUCAGCAAUCAGCUGCGAAACAAUCACGAUAAUCAAUGUCAACACCACCCACACAACGGGAUUAAUAUUGACAGGCUCUUGUGAAUACUCAGAAGAAUAACACACUGGUAAUCUAACGCUACGUUCCUUCUCACAACACGCAGACCAGCAUGUCACAUCCAGCUGCUAGCGUUAAAUCCAUCUUCAGCGGCAAGGUCAACCUCGACUCCCUGGAAGACUUCGACCAGCUAGAGUACCCGUCCAAUCGCUCCUACAACCUUGAGUACGACAAGUCCAACUUUGACUACGAAGACGAUGCCUCGUCUAGGUUCAGCCAUGAUUCUAACUACAGUUUUGGCUCCAAAAACGGCUCGGCCAGAUUGUCGGAGGCAGGACCAGGGUCAAACCAUAUUUCGAGGCUCUCUUCUGGCUCGUUCAACAGCGAUAUCCACCAACGCUUGGACAGUGAAAGCUCCAGCAUGAUGGGCAACCCCGGACAGGAGUAUACUCCUUCGUUGUCGGAGCCCAUUUCCAGACCCCUUUCGAGAAAUUCCACCACCUCGUGCCUCUCGGUCACCGCCACCAAAGAUGGAAUUGAAGGCAAGAAGUUUCAUAGAAGCGGACCCAGUCCCUAUUCUGCCAAAAUCAUCGCCAACAUGAUGUGGAACCAACAACAGCAACAGCUCCAUGGCCAAGGCUCUCUUAGCCCAACUCUUUCCAAUACAGGUCCCAUUCCACCCUCGAAGUUGGCACAGCUCAACAGUGCAAAACCCCCUGAAUUCCCAUCUGCUCGCACCCCAACCAUCUCAUCUAAUAUCUCUGAGCAGAACUACAGCCAGAACUCAUUUAAAACUACGGAUGCUGAGUUUGAUGGUGAUGCGGGAUUUUCUAAAGAAAAGAGAGCCACUCUUUUUGAGAAAGACUUUGCCCAUGAUGGCAGCAUUCCUCCUCCAAUCACUCUAAACGAAAAAAUUGACAUGUUGAACACCGACACAUUGGAAAAGAGAUGA
Suhomyces tanzawaensis NRRL Y-17324 is the source of this 999-nucleotide messenger RNA. RefSeq lists its product as uncharacterized. The transcript has a single exon. Lineage: Eukaryota; Fungi; Ascomycota; Pichiomycetes; Serinales; Debaryomycetaceae. Bases 160 to 999 code for a protein of 279 amino acids. The record is from RefSeq and is a predicted model, not a curated record.